Messenger RNA from Striga hermonthica, 612 nucleotides. The record is from the annotation of a GenBank genome assembly. NCBI's taxonomy places the organism in Eukaryota, Viridiplantae, Streptophyta, Magnoliopsida, Lamiales, Orobanchaceae.
AUGGAGGAGGCGGCGGCGGCGGCCGAUGACGGAGGAUCCGGACCUCUCAGAGCUCGUCAUAUUAAGAAGAGGGCCCUCAAGAACAAAUCUCUUUCUGUUUCUUUCAAUGAAAAAGACCUCAAGGAUUAUGUGACUGGUUUUCACAAGAGGAAGAAGAAGAGAAGACGAGAGGCCCUGCAAAAGCAAGAAGAAGCUGAACGUCGAAAGCGCAUCGAGCAGCGCAAAAAGAGGAAAUUGGAACGAGAUUUUGUCAUGUUUGGUGGAGCUCCUUUUGGUUCAGACGCAGAAGAUGCUGCUGAGCCCGACGAGGAAGAUGAACAUGAUGAGGAUACUGAACCAGCCGACCCUGUUUCAGACACAAUGAUGUAUGACAAUGGUGAUGUGCAAGUCACGGUGACAACUCGUGAAAUAGCCCGAGAGGAAGAGGGAUCGGCUGAUAGGUCGAAGAUUGGGAAAGCUCAAUCUUUUGAAGGGUUUGAGAAGGGCAAUAAGCAAAAGACUCCCGUGGCUAGGAAAAAGCUGAUCAAGAAGCCCCAGAAAAAGCGAUCUCGGGCAAAGCCACAGAGUAAAAGAGAGAAGAAGAAAGGAAAGAGAAAGAACAAGAAGAAUUAG